AGACCAUUGAACGAUCAACUUGAAGAAGAACAAUAACCAACUCCGAUCAAAUCAUUCAAAUCAUCAACCAAAAUGUCGUCAUCACUUAGAACUCUAAUUCCUCCCAAGAUUGCCUCAGUUCAAGCUCUUACGGGUUCAAGUACUGCUGCUAGGAUGAACAGAGUAGUCGAAUUUUAUUCAAAGCUUCCUAAAGGUUCAGCUCCUAAACCAUCAGCUGGAUUAAACCCAUUUGCUCGUUACAAAGCAAGAUAUAUCGAUGGAGAAAAUGCUAGUGCUGCACCUUUACUUCAUGCGAUCUUGGGAUUAUUUGUUGUAGGUUACACUAUCGAAUAUAACAUGCACCUUAAGUUUCAUAAAAACAACCAUCAUUAGAAGUAGUGAUCUCGAACCUAAACUCUAAACCUAUCCAUAAAUCGAAAUUGAAAAUGAAAAUGAAAAUUAAGAUCUCGAUCUCUAUGUCUGAUCAAUGAUCAAUCUUUUGAAACUAAAUUCACC
Melampsora larici-populina 98AG31 is the source of this 495-nucleotide messenger RNA. RefSeq lists its product as uncharacterized. The coding region runs from base 73 to 372 and encodes 99 amino acids. Gene Ontology annotation, biological process: proton motive force-driven ATP synthesis. The record is from RefSeq and is a predicted model, not a curated record. Lineage: Eukaryota; Fungi; Basidiomycota; Pucciniomycetes; Pucciniales; Melampsoraceae. The transcript has 4 exons.